Messenger RNA from Helianthus annuus (common sunflower), 783 nucleotides. Its product is annotated as early nodulin-75-like. Lineage: Eukaryota; Viridiplantae; Streptophyta; Magnoliopsida; Asterales; Asteraceae. Bases 1 to 783 code for a protein of 260 amino acids. The record is from RefSeq and is a predicted model, not a curated record. The transcript has a single exon.
AUGCUUGUUGAUGAACCGGAAGAAGAUGAAGCUGAAGCUGAAACUGAAACAGAAGGCAAUGUUGAAGGAGAUCAAGUUAGUUUGACUCCUGAGUCUGCAAAGUUGUUAAAAGCUAUCAAUAAAGAACUUGCAACUGGUAAUGAAGAAGGUGAUGAUGGUGAUAAAAGCUCAUCAAGUUCGUAUGAUGAAGAUAUUGAUGAAAUAGAACGUGCGAGGAGAAUUAAAGCUGAGAUUGAAAAAGAAAAUCAGCUUAAAAGAAAGAGGAAAGAAGAUAAAGAUGAUGAGUUGUAUAAUCCUUGUCCUGAACAUGUGAUAGAAUCUCAAACACCUCCAUCAUCUGGUGGGAGGAAGAAGCAAUCUGCUAGAAAGAGAGUUGCGACUCCAAGGGCAAAGGGUUUGAAAAUUUUGUUAAAAAAGAAACCAGUUCAAAAACCAAGUAAACCACCUACACCACCACCAGAACCACAACAUCAAUUAUCACCAAUUCAUUCACCACUUCAUCAAUCACCACCAAGACAACCAUCUCCUAUCCAAUCACCACCACAUCAAUCUCCACCACAUCUUUCACCACCACAUAUUCAUGUUGCUACACCUCCACACGAACAACAACCUGUUUUUACAUCUCAACAAAUUUUUCAAACACCUCCGUCUACACAACCACAUGUCCAAACUACACCUGGUUCUUCUUGUUACAAAACAUUUCCAACUAUUCCGGAGGGUUUAACUCUUGAAGAAAUUGGAGAUUUUGGAUUUGCGAAUGAUGAACAAGUGAAGAGAUUAUAG